Messenger RNA from Cherax quadricarinatus, 973 nucleotides. RefSeq names its product cuticle protein AMP4. The record is from RefSeq and is a predicted model, not a curated record. Gene Ontology annotation, molecular function: structural constituent of chitin-based larval cuticle. Gene Ontology annotation, cellular component: chitin-based extracellular matrix. Lineage: Eukaryota; Metazoa; Arthropoda; Malacostraca; Decapoda; Parastacidae.
GCCAGGGAUCCCGUGAAAGGUUGCCUCUCUGCCAGCCUGGCUGUAUAUAAGCAGCGUCCUGAGUUCUCAGGAUGCAUCUAGCUCUCUACCCAGCUUCACAUCACAGCCAACAUGAAGUUCGUCAUCUUCGCGUGCUUGGCCGCCGUCGCCGCCGCUGCUCCUCAGCUGGGCCAGAAACCCGAACUUGCGGAGAUUCUCAGAGACGAUCGCGAAGAUGCUGGCGACGGAAACUUCAAAUACGACUUCGAAACCUCCAACGGCAUCAAACAGAGCGUGACAGGAUACCCUGGAUCAGAGGGUCAGAGCAACAUGCAAGGCUCCUUCAGCUUCCCACUCGACGAUGGUAGCCUCGCAACUUACACCUUCGUUGCUGACGAGGGUGGUUACCAGCCCCAGUCCGACCUGAUCCCCGUCGCCCCCCCUCUCCCCGCCCACGUCGUCGAACUCCUGCAGAUCGUUGAGCAGCUGCGAGCUCAGGGAGCUAAAUGGGACGACCAGGGAACGAGAAUCAACUAAACAAGCGACUCUCCUAGACAGAUCACGGCUCAUGCACGACUACCCUGUUCACCUGUCCAUGGACAGUCUGUGUGUAAGCUGACAGUCACCUCUGAGGGACUUCACCCUCUAAAUUCACCGAGGACGACCUGUAAAUGUACCCCAAAUCACGAGAUUUUCUCCAAAGUUUUUUUUCCCUACACUAUGAGUUCACACUCUACUGAAGGUUCUACGCCUCCGACCCGCGGCUGUGGACGUAUCCUCACGUCCACAGCCAUACCUAUUUAAGACGCGCCUCGCCAAGACGCGCUGCAUCCUAUUCUCACAUCCCAUCUUUUAAUACAUAAGGACACCCCAAGGACACUUCUCGUAUGUAAAUAGUUAAGGACUACAGCUUCGGGGCAUCAACCAGCAUUUAAGAUCACUGGACACAAUCCAAUGCUUGUGAUCUAUAUGUAAUAAACUCCCUGCAGCCAAA